GGUGCUCGUUUUUUUGACGUCACGUCCGUGGAUACCACAGAUUAGAAGCUAGCUAGCUAACGCUGGAGAGUUCUCCUCUGUUUAAUUGGUCUAUUUAUUUAUUUCUCGCUUUUUUAUUAACAAACACCCAAUGAGAAGAUGAUCCUCACCGUUAAGCCGCUCCAGGGGAAAGAGUGUAAUGUGCAGGUUACAGAAAAUGAGAAAGUGUCAACAGUAAAAGAGUUAGUGUUUGAACGUCUGAACAUUCCACCAAACCAGCAGCGAUUACUCUACAAAGGAAAAGCACUUGCAGAUGAAUACAGAUUAAGUGAUUAUUCCAUUGGUCCCGAGGCCAAGCUCAACCUGGUGGUUCGUCCAGCAGGAGAGAGGAGCAGCGGGGCGGCAGUAAGCAGCAGCAGUAGUAGUAGUAGCAGCACUGAUGGAAGCAGUGGAGUUUGGCAGAUUCUGUCCACGGUUCUGGCCAGGCAUUUCAGUCCAGCGGAUGCAGCCAAGGUGCAGGAACAGCUCAUUAAGGAUUACGAACGCUCCCUCAGACAGCUCAGUCUAGACGAUAUUGAACGUCUGGCCGGACGUCUGCUCCACCCGGAGACAGAGGGAAUGGAUACAUCUUACAUGGACUGAGACCAGCUAAAUAAAAGAGCACACUUAUACGAGCAGUUCAGAAAGAGACAUACAUUGAAACAGCUGCAUGGUUUCAAAGGCAGAACAGAGGGUGAAGGUAUGCGUAAGGACAUUUAGGAAGAAGAGAGCCAUAUGAUCAUAUUUGCGUAUUUCAGAGUUGGCGAAUGUGGGUACCAUGUAUGCCAGACAGUAAAUAUUAAGAGAAAAUUCCUUACUUGUCUGUUGAAAAGUCCAUUGUCAUUUUGUUUUUGAGCAGUGUAAUGGUAAAUGUAAUAAGCAGUACUUUUAAUUACAAUCCCUCACCCAUUUUACUCCAAACCCUACAGAGCUGAAGUACAAGAAGGUGACCACCAGCAGUACUGAGCUCGACCUUCUACAGUGGUUCUUGGUUCUCAUUGUUUAUGCCUUUAUGAGGCUUUUUAGCAAGGCUAUUUUGAGUAGCACAGGAUGGAGGACAUGGUCUAUAAACCUGCAGUGGUGAGGUUGUAUAAAUAAGCCUAAAACACUCAAUAUUGAGAGCUGGUAUAUACAGUAUACUAAGAUGAUCAUGCAGAAAUGUAACCAAAAUUAAGUUGCACACAAUUUUGGUAUACUUUUUUAUCUUUAAGCAACAUAUGACUUACAGUUUCACUACGCAUUCGGUAUUUUACAUCCAGCUUUGUCUUUUCAACUUAAUUUAAAGUUGAGUUUUGGCUGCUACACAAACGUAUUUAUGGUAGUCAGAAGAGUUACAUCCAUCUUAAUCACUACUGAUCACAAUUCAACAUGUGUGUGGCCAUAUGAGGGCAAGUGCUCUGACUUUGUAAAUACUGUGUUUAUAUUAUUAAAAGGUUAAAAAAAAACUCUACUUGUCUGGAUUUAUUAAAACAUCAGGCUCCAACCAUGAGGCUGAACUUCAUGGGGGAAGAACUGUGACACUAUGAACACUUUGGUCAUAAAUGUAUCCUCAGCUUUAUUUGUCUAUUUGGCUUGGAAGAUUACACUAACAAGUUACAAAUGGCAUAUUGGCCAAGGACACCAGUUUCAACUUGUAAAACCAGUGUUUAAACCAGUGGUUCUCAAUCCUAAGGAUAUUCCACAAAGCAGGAUUAGGCCUGGACUCUGGAUUUAGUCUGUGCAAUUAGAGAAGAACUGAAGGACAUUCAUACUGGACAACAAUCAUCUUCAUUAUCUGGCUAACUAAGAAGUUUUGCCUUGAGAAAUACCAUUCUUGUCCCAAGGUACGCCUGGCAUCAAUUGUGAGCAGGAGAAUCACUGAUUAGACAGAUAACUUGAGCUCAAAGUUCACAGACAGUUGUUCAAAUGGAAUGCUUAGAUCUGAUAUUAGGAUCAUGGUUAGGAUCAUUGUUAAACUGAGAACUCAUACUAUUUUAGUAGAAUUUAGCCAGAAAUCUUGGCAUGAACCAAAUACUGUCCAGAUUUGUUUUCUUUCGUUUGACAGUUGAAACUUGAGCUUAACUUUAGGCUCAAGUUAUUAGGCUAAACCUAGAAAUCCUCUUUGUGUUGUACCCCACUUAGAUGGCAGGUGUGCAUCAGCGUUUGCAUACAGUUGCACCUAUUUUUUUCUCAUUAGACAUGCAUAUAUUUAAGCUUAAAUUAUCUAGCUAAACUGGGAAAUCCUGCUUUGUGUAGUACCCCCUGAUGGCAGGCGUCCAACACAGUUUGCUUAUAGUUAGUAGGUCUCUGCUCAAUCAUAACCAGUAAGUGUUUCACAAAAGUUAACCAGGUAACUUGAGUCUAAAUAAAGAAGACUGUCCAGUAGGAAUUUACUGUACCUUUAUUAUUGUUAGUUUCUUACUGGACAGGCUAAGCUUUAGGCUUAAGUUAUCUGAGCAAAACUGAAAAUAUCCUGCUUUGUGAAGUACCCCCUAGAUACAGCAGAUGCAACUGAAUAUUGGACUCCAAGGAUAGAACUGAAGACCCCUAGAAUAUAGAAUGUAGGGCAAUGGUACUCCAGGACCAGCAUUAAGGCGCACUGGUUUAAACCAUUCGUUUCUCAUUUUGCCAUAUAAAACUGAACUUUUCUGGUAUAAGGUAUGUAUAUAUAUAUUAAUACAAGUACAACAUGUAAAUGUACAAAAGGCAAAAAAAUCAAAACAUGAAAAGACAGGCUAUGA
This is a messenger RNA of Astyanax mexicanus (Mexican tetra), 2738 nucleotides long. It is a transcript of the gene ubl4a, whose product is annotated as ubiquitin like 4A. The record is from RefSeq and is a predicted model, not a curated record. Gene Ontology annotation, molecular function: protein binding. The transcript is spliced from 4 exons. Bases 139 to 621 code for a protein of 160 amino acids. NCBI's taxonomy places the organism in Eukaryota, Metazoa, Chordata, Actinopteri, Characiformes, Acestrorhamphidae. Gene Ontology annotation, biological process: post-translational protein targeting to endoplasmic reticulum membrane.